AUGUCCGAAAAUGCUGCUCAAGUGUCUUCUGAGCCCAGCAGUCGCUCCUCUCCGGCAUCCAGUGACCUCGGACUGGUCUCCCUCAAUUCAACACGGGUGAAUCGUGGAAGUACUUUCUGGGAAGAGCCCAUAUACUUUGAUUACUCUCCGAGCGGCACGCCCACUAGCUCUCCUCCCUACACGCGACAGUCAUCGAUGGUCGAUCUCCGUGAUCUCCACAAAGAGUCACAAACCAGUUUCGACUCAAAAGAUAGUCAGGAUGCCGAGCUGUAUCAUGUAUUCUCGCACCGCCGGAAAUGGGCUAUCGUUAUUCUGAUCGGUGUUGCCGGGCUCUUCUCCGGCCUCUCUUCCAAUAUUUAUUUUCCUGCUCUAGACGCUAUCGCCCAGGAUUUUCAUGUCAGCUCGCAAGCAGUAUCUCUGACCAUCACAUCGUACCUCAUCUGCCAAGCAAUAUCUCCCAUAAUAUGGGGGUCUCUCGCUGAUUCCCUUGGCCGCCGACCAAUAUAUAUGGCGUCUUUUGGUGUUUAUAUUAUUUCAAACAUUGUGUUAUCUUUCGCUCCGAAUUUUGCUGUCCUUCUGGUAUUCCGGGGCAUGCAGGCUGUUGGGAGUGCAUCCACAGUAAGCAUUGGAAAUGGCGUGAUUCAAGACAUCACUCCCUCGUCAGAGAGGGGCAACUUCAUCAGCUUUUACCAAGCCAUUCGCAACUUCAGCAUUGCGGUCGGGCCCGUGCUUGGCGGCGUGUUGGCGAACUAUCUUGGGUUUCAUUCAAUUUUCGUCUUUCUCCUUGUUCUUUCGACACUCACCCUCGGGUCCCUGGUCGCAUUUCUCCCUGAGACAAUGCGAUCGAUUGCAGGCAACGGGAGCUGUCGCCUCGGAGGAAUAUACAGGCCACUGAUCGAAUGCUGUGGCGUCAAGUCGAAAUACCAUACGCAAGACGCACCAAAAGACGGGCCAAAGAUCACAGUUGACUUGGAUACAUUUACCUCACCCCUGAAACUACUCGUACAGCGCGAUAUUCUGACAAACUUGGUCUUCGGCGGGGUCGUCUACGCGAUCUGGUCAAUGGUGACCUCAAGCACGACGGGGCUGUUCAAAGACCGCUUUCACCUCAACGAGACCAUGAUCGGCCUCGCAUAUCUGCCCAACGGAAUCGGCACCAUAGCGGGCUCGGCAGUGGUGGCCAAGCUCAUGACACGGGACUUCCGGGUCUGCGAGAAGGCGUACAGGGCCGACAACAACCUCCCCAGCGACUACACCAUCCCCACCAAAGCCAUCCCGGCGGACUUCCCCAUCGAGCACGCCCGCCUGCGGAACCUGUGGUGGAUCGUGUCGCUGUUCAUCGCUUCCAUCGUGGGGUAUGGCUUCUCCCUCGGCGUGCCGCGGUGGGUUUCCGACCAAGCUGGGUACAUCGCGCUCCCCCUCACCCUACAAUUCAUCAUCGCGGCGACGAGCAACGCAGUCUUUGCUGCAAACCAGACGCUUAUCUCGGACCUCUGCCCUGGAAAGGGAGCCAGUGCUACGGCGAUUAAUAACCUUGUCCGGUGUACGCUUGGCGCCAUCGGUGUGGCUAUCAUCGAUACCAUGAUUGCGAACUUGGGGGUUGAGUUUGCGUUUCUUACAUUGGCGAUUGUCAUGGCCUGUUGUGCGCCGCUUGCCAUUUUGACUUGGUUUUUUGGACAACGCUGGCGAGGAGAGCGAACUUCUACCAAGGCUUAA
Molecule: messenger RNA, 1716 nt
Organism: Diaporthe batatas
Lineage: Eukaryota; Fungi; Ascomycota; Sordariomycetes; Diaporthales; Diaporthaceae
Exons: 4
Coding region: 1-1716 (571 amino acids)
Biological process (GO): transmembrane transport
Molecular function (GO): transmembrane transporter activity
Source: RefSeq, a predicted model, not a curated record